UUGCAAAACAAUCAAUUUAUUUAUUUGUAGAUUAUUUUCAUUCUUUCUAGCUUCGAAGGCUUGUGUGUAAAGGUGAUUAGGCCUUACUAUUAUGAUCAGGGGUGAUCCGUUGCUGGUGAUGUCAGGAGGUGUUUCUCUCCUCUGCCAUAGAGGGUGAAGCUCUCGCCCCACAUUCUAGACUCUUGGAAUGCAUAUCUUUUUGCCUGUCUCAUGUGGAAGAUGAGUCUGACUACUUUGAUCUUAUUAGGUUGCUUGAGAACCCAUCAUCUGGUUCCCCCUUUUGUUGCGCCAAUCUAGUAUUUAUGAUAUUCGUCUUUUACGUAAUCACUUUCAAUCGAUAAUUUUACCGUCAUUCAUAGGAAAUCUAACUCUGUCACAGAUUCCUCAGCUCGGAGAGCCCUGUUGAUUUUGUAUGAAACAGUUCCCUCCAUUCAGUGUCUGAUGGAGAACUAUAAUCCUUCAUCUCCCUGUUUCACACUUCCAAAUGAUUUGUCUGCUUAAAAAAAAAAAAAAAAAAACCAAAUGCUCCAAAACGUAUUGUGGUGAUUAAUGUUUCCAUGGUGUCCAAUCUGGUAAUUUUGCCCAAAAAAGGAGGGUAGUGCGUUGGCGACUUCCUCAAGUCCACCCACGAUGUGCUGUAGUUUUAUUAGUCAAAACUGUCAAAUAUCAACACACGCACGGCUCGGGGAACAUGAGUCGUGCUUUGGAUUGGCGCGAACCUAGAGAGAUUUGCCGGUGGAUGGUGACCUUUAACAGGAAAAAGGAAGAGAAAAGUAGCCAGGGGUUGAACGUUGAACUUUGAACUUUGAACUCUCGGUCCAAUUUAUGAAGAUUGCGCGCCUCAGUGGUGCUCGGCGCACUUUCACACUUUCCAAACCGCCGGCGACAAUUGAACCUCGCAGCACUGCGGCGCACAUAGUCAUUAGGGCAUUCUCUGCCCUGACAGUUUCAAAGGGUACGAAAUUUGAUCCCAAAAUGGCGCUUAGUUUUGAGGUAUUGGGCAGGUUCAAUCGCGCUCGUGCUGCUCAACUGACACUUCCUCAUUGGGUGUGCCAGACGCCCCUAUUUAUGCCUGUAGGCACACAAGGGACAAUAAAAGGAUUAACAACAAGCCAACUUGAGGAAAUUGGUUGCCAACUAAUACUUGGGAACACAUACCAUUUGGCGCUUCGUCCAAGUUCGGAGCUUAUUGAUGAAUUGGGGGGUCUUCACAAAUUUAUGAAUUGGCAAAGAGCAUUGCUUACUGACUCUGGUGGCUUUCAAAUGGUGUCAUUGUUGCAUUUAGCUGACAUUACUGAGAAAGGAGUAACAUUUCAGUCACCUGUUGAUGGAAAACCAAUGCUUCUAACGCCUGAGGAAUCAAUAGAAAUCCAAAAUAGAAUUGGAGCAGACAUCAUAAUGGCCCUUGAUGAUGUUGUGAAAACCACCAUCACUGGUCCUAGAAUUGAGGAGGCUAUGUAUCGCACUCUUCGUUGGAUAGACCGAUGUAUUGCUGCUCACAAGAGGCCCCAUGAGCAAAACCUUUUUGGAAUUGUACAAGGAGGAUUAGAUCCUGUGCUUAGGGAUAUAUGUGUUAGAGGCUUGGUUGAUCGCAAUUUACCUGGCUAUGCUAUAGGUGGUCUUUCAGGUGGUGAAGAUAAAGAUUCAUUCUGGCGUGUUGUUGCUCAGUGUACUGCUGCAUUACCUGAGGAUAAACCACGCUAUGUUAUGGGUGUUGGAUAUCCCCUUGAUAUUGUAGUUUGCAGUGCCUUAGGUGCUGACAUGUAUGAUUGUGUUUAUCCUACACGAACUGCUCGGUUUGGCACAGCUCUUAUACCUGAGGGGGUGUUGAAAUUAAAACACAAAGCUAUGGCAGAGGAUGUUCGCCCUAUUGACACUACAUGCGAGUGUAUGGUCUGCAAGAACUAUACAAGAGCAUAUAUCCAUUGCCUUGUUACAAAAGAUGCUAUGGGAUCUGAGCUAUUGUCAUACCACAAUUUGUUUUAUAUGAUGAAGCUCAGCAGAGAUCUACACAUGUCAAUAAUCAAAGGAUGCUUUCCAGAGUUUGUAUGCGGGUUCCUCCAGAGAAUGGUACUUGUUAGUGAAGGGUACAGAUUGUGGUGCUGCCUCAGUCAUGUGCUUGAUGUAAACCUUGAUACCCCUCAACAGAGUUUUCUUACCCAAGUUCUUUCCGAAAUCUCUUGCUCGAAUUACAAUGCAUAAUCUUCCAUUGAACCUCCCACCUGACGAUAAAUCAUGUAAUGCUUCUUUGUAUUCUAGAUUUCUUAUUUCCAAUUUUCCAUGUAGUCCUUUGUGCCCUGAACCAUGUGGAAGGGUGCUGCUUCUAGUAAGAACUGGGGGUUCAGUGAAUAUGGUUGCAAUCACAUAUGCAUCAUCCUCCUAUAACAAGUGAAUGAUGUUCAAGAUUUGUGGUUACUAAUUUCUAUUUGACACAAAAGGGAUGGGGGUUUCUCACCCUUUGGAUUUUGCUCUAUUUCUGUGUUUUCAAAAAUUGUGUAUGUAUUUUGGAUCAUUUUGGUUUCCAUAUUGCUAGAAGUAACUAUUAUUCAUCAAGAAAAUAGAAAAAAAGCCAUUGGUCACACUAUUUGAUUUGCAUUUUCUGGAAGUUAAUUUUACAGAAUGUCGUAUAUUAAUUUGACAGAAUGUCUUAUACUCUACGUGGUAAUUGUUCUCAAAAAAUGAGAUGUAAAAAUGAUUACCGGAAUGAUGUCUGUGAAAUUUGGAUCAUUCCAAGCUAGUUUGGGUCGAAUUGCUUGGAUUUUAGUUGGGUAAGGCCGUAAGGGCACUGGCUCGAUGCAAUACUUUCUGGAGGCUUGUGUUGGGCUGAUAUUGGGCCUGCAAGGCCGAGCAAAUGUAGCUUUGGUCACUCACACUUAAGCUUCAGAGAUUUCAAAAUUUAGUGCUCCAGUGAUUUCUUUGUAUCUGCUCCCCCAUCUAAUGGCCACAUGAUAAAAGUAGUCAAAUGGUAGACAUUCUGUGCUGUAUCCUUCCCUGUAACCCCAAUUAGUUCUUUCAUCUAAUUUGUAUAAACGGUUUCUUCCUUGGCCACCUGCCCAAACUUUGCAUGACUAUUUUUUUCUGGUCAUCUCGUUCUGAGCUCUAACUUGCUCUACCCAAAUGAUAUUUCUGUUUGUUAGAAUUGAUAGAUUCCUUUAUUUUAAUCUCAGGUUGACUUUUGAACCAUUUUUCUA
Macadamia integrifolia is the source of this 3191-nucleotide messenger RNA. RefSeq names its product queuine tRNA-ribosyltransferase catalytic subunit 1-like. The record is from RefSeq and is a predicted model, not a curated record. Gene Ontology annotation, molecular function: tRNA-guanosine(34) queuine transglycosylase activity. Lineage: Eukaryota; Viridiplantae; Streptophyta; Magnoliopsida; Proteales; Proteaceae. The transcript has 16 exons. Bases 826 to 2202 code for a protein of 458 amino acids. Gene Ontology annotation, cellular component: cytosol.